Alexandromys fortis (reed vole) is the source of this 1268-nucleotide messenger RNA. RefSeq names its product NADH dehydrogenase [ubiquinone] 1 alpha subcomplex subunit 5-like. The record is from RefSeq and is a predicted model, not a curated record. Lineage: Eukaryota; Metazoa; Chordata; Mammalia; Rodentia; Cricetidae. Gene Ontology annotation, biological process: respiratory electron transport chain.
AUGGGGCUGGUGGUGGGACACGGGAUUGGAACUCAUUCAGAGACAUUCAAUGUCCGUUCAGUAGAGCUUGAGGAAUAUCAUCUGGUUGCAAAGAGUUGCAAAGUUGACCCAGCUAAAAAACAGCACCCAACAGGGGGUGCUGUCAUUGCGGGUGCGUUGAAGAAGACCACCAGCCUGGUGGGAUUGGCAGUGUGCAACACCCCACAUGAGAGGCUAACAAUAUUGUAUACAAAGAUUCUUGAUAUUCUGAAGCAGAUCCUUAAACAUGCAGCCUAUAGAAAAUAGACAGAACAGAUCACCAAUGAGAAGCUGGAUAUGGUCAAGGCGGAACCAGAUGUUAAAAAAUUAGAAAACUUGCCUCAGGGUGGUAAAGUAGAAGAGGUGAUUCUUCAGGCUGAAAAUGAACUAAGUUUGGCAAGGAAGAUGUUGCAGUGGAAUCCAUUGGAGCCACUGGUGGAAGAGCCUCCUAGUAGUACUAAUCUGUGGGAAAUAAAAUAAAAUAAAAAGAUUUUUAAAUUUUUAGCAGAUUCAGGAGAUUUUACUGAUAGUUCUUUGUUGUUGUUGUUGUUUUCCAAAAUAGGGUUUCUCUGUAUAGCACUGGUUGUCCUAGAAUUCUGUAAACUGAGCUGGUCUUGAGCUCACAGAGAUCUGCUUGCCUCUGCCUCUUAAGGGCUGGGAUUAAAGGCGUGUUCCACGUUCCACGACACUCUGCUAACUGAUGGUUCUUAACUAGGAAGAAAGAAGAACUAAUGGCCCCUGAUAGUCCUAGUCCAUGGGGAAGGUAGUGGUGCUAGAACACGAGCUCUGCAGAGGAACAGUUUCCCUGCUGUGUUCCUUUAGUGUUUCCCACAAUAGCCAGUGUGCAUGAGCAUUCAGAAAAUAUUGGUGGAUUGAGUUAAGUCCCUAAAAGUCACUUCUCUAACAAGAAGCUAAUGACAGGACUUCUGGAGUACAGAGAUUGUGACCAUGUCUUCUUCAGUCAGAAUCUUUCUAAUUUAGUGUUCCCACCUGGAACCGUGUUGUAUUGUGAUAUUUACUCCCUGGGAAAAAUGACUACUCUCCAGAGAGGUUUCUCACCCAUAGGACAUCUGACAAGAAAUCGAGCACUUAACAAAACCACAUUCUGAAACUUGAAAUAACUUUACAUUCCCUUUCUCUCCCUCUAGCCUGUUAUCUGAGACUCUAAUGACAAAUCCAAGCUAUUACUCUUGAGAUUUAUUGGAAGGGUCCAGAGCAGUAGAGGAGGAGUGUGGAAGAUAGGCCUUCCU